AUGGACGCCAUUCUUGGCGAAUUCAAGCGCGCCUUUGCUAAUGCCAACGGCUACGGCGUCGCUGCAACCAUCACCCCCGUUCCGCCGCCCAGCGCUGCAGGCCUCCUCUAUGCCUUUCACCGCAGUACCACCUCGGCCAGUGUCCAGCAUGACCUCCGGCACCGCCUUGCUUCAAACAAUAACAUUGGGCUGACAAAGGCCGAGAUUGGUGCUUGGACCGAGGUCUACGUUGCAUACUGGGCCGCACUGGGUGACAUACUGAGCGCUGAAGAGACGUCAUACCAAGGUCAGAGGGAUGGCGACUGGCCCAAGGCGUACGAUACAUGGAAGGGGGUUGUCAAUGCCCUCAUCAAAGGCUACUCGGCCGGCCACUUUCCCGCUUGGACCAUUCCUUGCCUUUAUGUCGGCGCCAAAUUCCUCCGCAUCUUCGCCAUCAAAGCUGACGAGAGUCUCGCUCAAGCGAAGGGAAAGAGUUUCAAUGCUGGGUUUUCAGAUGACAUCACAGAUACGAUGGGCAAGAACGACAAGUUGGAGGACGCUGCCAGAAAUAUCAACCGCAUGUUCGGCUUGUGCAUCAGCGAUCGCGAACCCUUAGAAGAAUCCCGCAAAUGGGCACUCUACUACAUCGCCAACAUCCUCUUCAAGACUUACUUUAAGCUGAACGCCGUUAGCCUUUCGAAGAACAUCCUGCGUUCCCUGCACGCCGCCAGAGGUGAUAUGCCGCCGUUCAGCGCCUUUCCAAAGUCUCACCAGGUGACAUUCAAAUACUACAGUGGUGUCCUGAGCUUCCUCGACGAGGACUACAAGCAAGCAGAGGAACAUCUCACCGAGGCUUGGCGACUCUGUCAUAGGGAUGCUAGAAAGAAUCGCCAACUGAUCCUGACAUACUUGAUCCCUUGCCAUCUUCUCACUACUCAUACACUUCCAACACAGCGGUUGCUGGAGCCGUACCCCCGCUUGCAGCAGCUCUUCACCCCUCUUGCAACCUGCAUCAAGAAGGGCGAUCUGGCGGGCUUUGACGCUGCUCUUGUUGCUGGUGAAGAUGAGUUCGUCAAACGGCGCAUCUACUUGACUCUGGAGCGCGGCCGUGACAUCGUCCUGCGAAAUUUACUUCGCAAGGUCUUCAUCGUCGGAGGCUUCGAGCCGCCGAAGGAGGGCCAAACUGAGAAAGACAAGAUCCGGCGAACGAGAAUUCCGAUUGCUGAGUUCGGCGCUGCUCUCAAUCUGAGCAUGGCUAGGCGUGAUGGAGAGGCCCUCGACAAUGACGAAAUAGAGUGCCUACUCGCAAAUAUGAUCUACAAGAACUUAAUGAAGGGCUAUAUAUCUCGCGAGUACGGCAAGGUCGUUCUCAGCAAAGCUGGCGCAUUCCCUGGUACCGGCGUAUGA
Molecule: messenger RNA, 1386 nt
Organism: Diplodia corticola
Lineage: Eukaryota; Fungi; Ascomycota; Dothideomycetes; Botryosphaeriales; Botryosphaeriaceae
Product: cop9 signalosome complex subunit 12
Exons: 3
Coding region: 1-1386 (461 amino acids)
Biological process (GO): transcription elongation by RNA polymerase II; poly(A)+ mRNA export from nucleus; post-transcriptional tethering of RNA polymerase II gene DNA at nuclear periphery
Cellular component (GO): transcription export complex 2
Molecular function (GO): RNA binding; double-stranded DNA binding
Source: RefSeq, a predicted model, not a curated record